This is a messenger RNA of Cylindrotheca closterium, 1938 nucleotides long. Lineage: Eukaryota; Bacillariophyta; Bacillariophyceae; Bacillariales; Bacillariaceae. The record is from the annotation of a GenBank genome assembly.
AUGUCAUUUUCCAUGGAACGACUGGUGGUGAUUGCGCUCUUGAUUCAAUUUUGUACCUUCAACUUGGUGGCUUCAGAUUGGAUCGACCCGGACACUCCAGAGGAGGCCAAAACCACGCAACCCUUGACGGUGACGCCCUACUUUGUCAGAAAGACUGCCCCAAAGGAGGAUUCAGAUUCAAAGAAGGAAAAGAAUGAGACCAAGGCGCCAACAACGGCGGCUCCAACAUUUGCUCCGACCAUUAAACCGACACCUUUUCCAACGUACUCAUCACAUAAGUACGAGCUAGUAUUUUCUGAAGAAUUCAAUACUCCAGAUCGAACGUUUGAAGAUGGAACGGAUCCUCGAUGGACGUCUCUAGAAAAGAAUGAUUACACGAAUGACGCUUUGCACUACUAUUCAACGUCGAAUGCCAGGACCAAAGAUGGUAGCCUGGUAAUCAAGACCGAAGCAUCCGAUACCGAUGUUGUGGGAUUUGACGAUGUAAAGAGAAAGAAUACCCACGUGACGAAACACUUCAAGUCCGCCAUGUUACAAACCUGGAACAAAUUCUGUUUCACAGGAGGAAUCAUUGAGGCAGAAGUCGAACUUCCUGGAAAGCACAACGUUGGUGGACUGUGGCCCGCCUUUUGGUUACUGGGCAACCUUGCUCGGCACACCUACGUCGGAUCUUCAGAACAUAUUUGGCCCUGGAGCUCGGGAGUCUGCACAACGAAGAGUUUCAGUGCUCAACACAUUUCGGCUUGUCGUGAAGUUGGCCAUUACGGAAUGUUGCCCCAUGUCGGCCGUGGAUCUCCCGAAAUGGAUAUCUUUGAAGUACAGCCAGGUGAUAUUAAGGCCAACAAUGGCCCCUUCCUACGAUCAUCUGUCGGUCAGCCGUUCAUGAGUGCUUCCUUCCAGGUUGCACCCGGUCUUAGCAACUUUCGUCCAGGACCAGGAUAUUGGCCUGGGCCCGGACAAUGGUAUACUGGUUUGGUCGGAGGCAAGAACACGUCACUAAAUGUUGGAUUUUAUGGCAACUACAAUCAUUUCAGAGGCGAUCCUCAUCCGGAGAAGUCUGAUUAUUGGAGCGAUGCCAUUAGUUACAAUAGACAGUUGGACGCAAGUCACUUCAAUGGAUCUCACACUUAUCGACUCGAGUGGGAUGUGCCGACCGCAGAAAAGGAUGGUUACUUGCAUUGGUUCCUUGAUGGGGAAUUGGUCCUUGCGAUCAACGGCACUGGAGUUGCGACUGCUGGGGAAGGAUCCGAGAUUUCGAGUGAACCGAGUUACAUUAUCCUCAAUACAGCCGUGUCAAAGCAAUGGGGAUUCCCGAUUCAAUGCCCAGCUGGCUGCGAAUGUAAAGAGUUUGAUUGUCACUCGUCCAACUACUCGGCGCAAUGCGGAUUCUCCCCUGGCUUUUGCAAAAUGAUGCUGGAAGGGGAUCCUGAGUAUAAGAUCAAUUCAAUACGCGUAUAUCAAAAUCCCGAUUUUGAGGAACAAAAGGUUGGCUGUUCGACGCCCGAACGUCCAACUCGCAGGUACAUUGAGGGGCACGCUGAUUUGUACAAGGAAGAUAAAGAUGAACGGCCGUUGAAAUCAAUUCAACAAGGACGAGGAAAUUGCCGCCCGGGAGUCACCAACAAUGCUCGUGACAUCUGUGGUGGUGCCGAACAUGGAACCUGUACACGUGGAAAGGUCUGCGAAUGUAAAAAGGGAUGGACUGGUCCACAUUGUCUGGCCUCGGCGGGCUACAACACAAUCGAAUGGGACGUCCCUGAUAGCAUCGCUGACUUGGGAUUUAUUCCUCCUUCCAUGUUUCCAAGAGCACUGCUCAUUGGAUUGCUUCUGAUUAUCGUCGCCUUCUUUUUAGCAAUGCAGCUUCGAUCGCGAUUGGGAGGAUGGACACCGAUCCCCGAAGUGGAUACGAAACCACGGUCAUGGCGCGGACCUUCCUGA